This is a messenger RNA of Australozyma saopauloensis, 1596 nucleotides long. RefSeq lists its product as uncharacterized. The transcript has a single exon. The record is from RefSeq and is a predicted model, not a curated record. The coding region runs from base 1 to 1596 and encodes 531 amino acids. Gene Ontology annotation, biological process: regulation of fatty acid beta-oxidation; protein processing. Gene Ontology annotation, cellular component: peroxisome. Gene Ontology annotation, molecular function: serine-type endopeptidase activity. Lineage: Eukaryota; Fungi; Ascomycota; Pichiomycetes; Serinales; Metschnikowiaceae.
AUGUUGAUAUGUUUUGUUAUCAGAACCAUAAUUCCUUAUCAAGGCUGCACACGAUUGUGGAGAACGUCACACAGGUCUCCAUGCAACAUGUCAUGGUUAUACAUUCCUAUAUGUGUCCGUCUUAGAUCGAAACAUGAAACAGAAACAUACUCGGGAAUACACUUGGUUUAUGUCGAUAACGAGAUUGUAGUUGAUGAAAGAACACAUUUCAUUUACCAUGGUUCGGACAUAUCAGACUAUCAGAUCUAUGUCUCCACUCCACAAUUGGGAUCCCACGAGGUGAUACGUUGGUAUGAAGUGAGUCAGGUAUACACUCGGCCAGUUUUUAGUUCUCAUAAGGAUCCACUUUAUGACUGUCUCAAAUUUGCUUUGGAAAACGGCUUUAACCUUUUUCCUUUGAACACAUUUAAAGGUAAUUCUCUCGUAGAAUCAGUACAGUUGGUUGAGCUAAGUCUCAAACAGAUCUUCAAUGCGGAAACAAAAAAUGACUUUUCUCCUUUCACGUAUUCGAGACCGAACUCAGACUUUGUCACUGUAAGGUCGUUUCCAUUCAGCGAAUCAAAUGCGAGUAUGUUCGCUGACUUCAGAUCGACCGGAAGCGUAGCUUUGCUGCUUGAAAGUAAUGGCAAAAAUUAUGGCUGCUUGAGUGAUUUAAGGUAUUUAGACAAUAUGGCUGGGGGCGUUGUCACUUUGGCAGACAAUUCGGUGACAGGAUUGGUACUCGGAAAUUUAAGAAAGCUCAAUGGUGACGGCGACUUGACCGUAUUCCUAUCUUGGGAAUCAAUUUUGUCUCGACUCUCUUUGCAUGUUAAGCCAAAUCGUAACCUCCUCCGCCUAAGUGGUGAAUCUGACAAGAUGUCUCCAGUAAUGCUCGUCCGCAUAAAGAAGGGUAGUGAGAGUAUCUCGUGGGGUUCUUGCGUGAAAUUAACCGAUCUGGUCAUUGUCACGAAUCUACAUGUCGUUAGACCUCUCCUAGAAGAAAAAGGUGUUAUCGGCGAAAUAGUAGCUCAUAAUUCAGCUAUUACUGUUGAAUAUUCUGAUGUGAAGGUCCCCUUUAAUGAACUAGAUCUAGCUUUUAUCAUGCUUUCUGACACCAUGAAUUCAAUGCUACUGUUCGUAGCUCCAGCAAUAAUUGGUAGCAGUCUGUUUGCUUCUGAAAACAAGCUCGUCACUUCUGUAGGGUACGGACUUUUUAUGAACAGCAAGAUCCCCCUUCCAUUAUCCUCUCGUGGGUAUAUCUCUGCUCUCAAGACUACAUAUGCCUUCCGUCUGGAUGCAAUGAUACCAACUAUGACUAUAUCCUCCUCAUCAUGCUGGAACGGUUCUUCUGGAGGUGGGAUAUUCAAUGUUAGAGGAGAGCUUAUUGGUAUUAUCUGUAGCAAUGCUCAAGUGUACAUCCCCUCCAUUGAAUCAAAAAAAAUGAGCGGUACCGAAAAGGUCUCACUGUUUUGCCUCUCAAUUCCUAUUGAGCUAGUAUUGAAAUGCUUGCGCAUAGUUGAUCAAUCACUUGACGCAAGUCUUCAACAGAAUGCAAAAGACCUCUGGAACCUAGAAACACGUACUACAGAUAUAUAUGAUAGAGAUCUGAAAUUAUAA